AUGUUAUUCAAAUCAUUACAAUCAAUCAGUUCUGUUAAAUCAGUUUCCCAAAAGAGUCAAUUAACAAACACAAUUAAUUCAACUCAAUUUGGUUCAAAUUCUAAUCAACUAUUAGCCGUUGCUGCAUGCAUUGAUUUAAAUCUUGCUCCAUUAUUAUCUGCUCAUAUUGAUGCUUUCAUUAGCCUUUAA
This is a messenger RNA of Dictyostelium discoideum AX4, 189 nucleotides long. RefSeq lists its product as hypothetical. NCBI's taxonomy places the organism in Eukaryota, Evosea, Eumycetozoa, Dictyosteliales, Dictyosteliaceae. The transcript is spliced from 2 exons. The record is from RefSeq and is a predicted model, not a curated record. Bases 1 to 189 code for a protein of 62 amino acids.